Microcebus murinus (gray mouse lemur) is the source of this 3258-nucleotide messenger RNA. Lineage: Eukaryota; Metazoa; Chordata; Mammalia; Primates; Cheirogaleidae. The record is from RefSeq and is a predicted model, not a curated record.
GCUUCCCGGCAGCGCCCGGAAUAGGACCGUUGCCAGACGGCCGGCUCCAAGUGGGUCCGGGCGCGGGGGGAGGGAGACGGCCUAGACGCGAGAACUGCUAGGCCCUCUGCGCGCGAGGACUGGAAUCCCGCCGCGGCUGCUAGGAGCGCCCAGGCCCAGAGGGCCCGCGGAGACUGACCUGGGCCUAGAGCUCAUCCCAGCGGGCAGAGCUUGCCGCGAGGCCCUGGCGUCCCCUCCGGCGCGCUCUUGGAGCCACUUUGCCGAGCGGAAGUCAGCCGGUGGCUCGGGCUCCGGUGGGACCUGCUCCGAGGAAUGGCGCCGCCGGGUUCAAGCACUGUCUUCCUGUUGGCCCUGACAAUCAUAGCCAGCACCCGGGCUCUGACACCCACUCACUACCUCACCAAGCAUGAUGUGGAGAGACUGAAAUCCUCGCUGGACCGCCCUUUCACAAAUUUGGAAUCUGCCUUCUACUCCAUCGUGGGACUCAGCAGCCUUGGGGCCCAGGUGCCAGAUGUAAAGAAAGCAUGCACCUUCAUUAAAUCUAACCUUGACCCCAGCAACGUGGAUUCCCUCUUCUACGCCGCCCAGUCCAGCAAGGCUCUCUCAGGGUGUGAGAUCUCUAUUUCAAAUGAGACCAAAGAUCUGCUUCUGGCAGCUGUCAGUGAAGACUCAUCUGUUACCCAGAUCUACCAUGCAGUUGCAGCCCUCAGUGGUCUUGGCCUUCCCUUGGCAUCACAAGAAGCUCUUGGUGCCCUUACUGCUCGUCUCAGCAAGGAAGAAACUGUGCUAGCAACGGUCCAGGCUCUGCAGACAGCAUCCUACCUGUCCCAGCAGGCUGACCUGAGGAACAUCGUGGAGGAGAUUGAGGACCUUGUUGCUCGCCUGGAUGAACUGGGGGGUGUAUAUCUCCAAUUUGAAGAAGGACUGGAAACAACAGCAUUAUUUGUGGCUGCCACCUACAAGCUCAUGGACCAUGUGGGGACUGAGCCAUCCAUUAAGGAGGAUCAGGCCAUCCAGCUGAUGAAUGCGAUCUUCAGCAAGAAGAACUUUGAAUCCCUCCCAGAAGCCUUCAGUGUAGCCACUGCCGCUGCUGCGCUAUCCCAGAAUCGCUACCACGUGCCAGUUGUGGUUGUGCCUGAGAGCUCUGGUUCCGACACUCAUGAGCAGGCUAUCCUGCGGUUGCAAGUUACCGACGUUCUGUCCCAGCCUCUGACUCAGGCUGCUGUUAAACUAGAACAUGCUAAAUCUGUUGCCUCUGGAGCCACUGUCCUCCAGAAGACGUCCUUCACCCCUGUAGGGGAUGUUUUUGAACUAAACUUCAUGAAUGUCAAAUUUUCCAGCGGUUAUUAUGACUUCUCUGUCAAAGUUGAAGGUGACAACCGUUAUAUUGCAAAUACCGUAGAGCUCAGAGUGAAGAUCUCCACUGAAGUUGGCAUCACAAAUGUUGAUCUUUCCACUGUAGAUAAGGAUCAGAGCAUUGCGCCCAAAACCACCCGGGUGAACUACCCAGCCAAAGCCAAGGGCACAUUCAUCGCAGACAGCCACCAGAAUUUCGCCUUGUUCUUCCAGCUGGUAGACGUGAACACUGGUGCUGAGCUCACCCCUCACCAGACAUUCGUCCGACUCCAUAACCAGAAGACUGGCCAGGAAGUGGUAUUUGUCGCUGAGCCGGAUCACAAGAAUGUGUACAAGUUUGAACUGGAUACCUCUGAAAGAAAGAUUGAAUUUGACUCUGCCUCUGGCACCUACACUCUCUACUUAAUCAUUGGAGAUGCCACUUUGAAGAACCCAAUACUCUGGAAUGUGGCUGAUGUGAUCAUCAAGUUCCCAGAGGAAGAAGCUCCAUCGACUGUCUUGUCCCACAACCUUUUUACCCCGAAGCAGGAAAUUCAGCACCUGUUCCGAGAGCCUGAGAAGAGGCCCCCCACGGUGGUGUCCAAUACAUUCACCGCCCUGGUCCUCGCGCCAUUGCUCCUGCUGUUCGCUCUGUGGAUCCGGAUUGGUGCCAAUGUCUCCAACUUCACUUUUGCUCCUAGCACGAUUAUAUUUCAUCUGGGACAUGCUGCUAUGCUGGGGCUCAUGUAUGUCUACUGGACUCAGCUCAAUAUGUUCCAAACCCUGAAGUACCUAGCCAUCUUGGGCAGUGUGACAUUUUUGGCUGGCAAUCGGAUGCUAGCUCAGCAGGCAGUCAAGAGAAGCUGCUGCAGCUUUUGCCGAAGCUCCCAACAGGGAGCAUCUGCCCGGCAGCCCGUACCACUUCCCCGGGAACCAGACAACCUCGGAGUCGUACAAAUGGUCAGACCUUGACAUGGUGGCAGCUUGCUGGCAGCUUGACUUUUGAAACUGAAUUGGAGGCAAAUUUAAAUGUCACUAGGUGUUUCUCAUUGAUUUGACUUUAUUAGAACCUGGGUGAUUUCUGCCACACAAAGGCCAAUAAGAAAAGGUCAGAAUUGCUUUCACCUUUGUAAGAAAUCAUUUUCAGACGUGCCCUGCUUUCUCCUGUCCAGGACUUUUGCUGGAAGAAUGUAACUCAAUAGCAUGCCCUCCAGCAUGGCUGUCAAUUAGGUUGGUCAGAUGGGAGAGAGGCUUUUUCAGGGAGACCAUUAAUGAGUAGGAGAAGCAAACACCUCAUCUCUGCCAGAGUCUCCAUUGUGAGCUCUUUGAGCGCUUCUCUGUGGCGACGUGACACAGACAUGGUCCUUGGCUUCCCUGUAGGAAUUCAGAUCCCACCAGAGCUCCCCACAGCACCAGCAGUGGCAGCUGGUUGGUUUUCUGCCCUCCAGCAGCCUUUUCUUGCCGGAGCCGGGACUCAGCUGUUUUUGCAAAGCAAGAGCACUGUUCCCUUCCAGCAACUGCCUGGGCCCUCAGGGAGCCAAAAGGCUGUGCUCUAAGUUCUCUCUUUUCUGGAAGUUGCCCACUGAGAAAGAACAAAAUCAAGGGGAGAGCGGGAUAGAAACCAUUUGGUUUAGAUCCUGCAUGGCUGGAGUUCUUAAUCUGGAAUCCUAAACUUGUAUGCAUUUUCUGGGGAAAUAGGCCAUGGUUUUUAUCAGAAUCCCAAAAGGAUGGGUGGCUCCUCCCUCCCCCGUACUCACAUAUCCCACUUACGAGCUUAAAGCCCACUCUUCUGUUGUCUUCUUUGUGAGUCCUGGAAUGAACUCUGCCCUGGGAAAAUCAGUGACCCUAACGGAAGCUUUGGUUGGGUGUUUGUCAUUUCUUUCCUCAGCUUAUUUCUCUUCUCAACUGUCCUUUCUUGAUUCU